Molecule: messenger RNA, 978 nt
Organism: Fusarium keratoplasticum
Lineage: Eukaryota; Fungi; Ascomycota; Sordariomycetes; Hypocreales; Nectriaceae
Exons: 1
Coding region: 1-978 (325 amino acids)
Cellular component (GO): cytosol
Molecular function (GO): NAD binding; hydroxypyruvate reductase [NAD(P)H] activity; glyoxylate reductase (NADPH) activity
Source: RefSeq, a predicted model, not a curated record
AUGGCACCCGGCCUUGUAUCAGAUUCUCGCCCCGACAGUCUCCCGACUGGAAAGCCUACCCUUUACCUGCUGGACCACUUCCACCCCCAAGUCCUUGCCUACUGCCAGGAGAACUUCAACGCCAUCACAGUCGACCAUCCGCUGCAUGGCCAGUGGAGGGAGAAUGCCCACUAUCUUCUUGUCAGAUCCUCCAGGUUAACAGCCAAGGAUAUUGAGUCAUGCCCAAACCUGGUCGCCAUCGGCAAGCAAGGUGUUGGCAUCGACAAGAUUGACGCCGAGGCCUGCGCAGCCCGCGGCAUCAAGAUCUUCAACACUCCUGGCGUCAACGCUCGAGCGGUGGCGGAGCUAGUCCUCACAUUGGCGACCGCAUCCGCACGCCAGGUCGGUUCCAUAGUUGCCAAACAGUCUUUGGGCAUUCUCGUGCCCAAGGAGAAGUGCUCUGGUCUGAUCCUCCACCGCAAGACCAUCGGCAUCCUAGGCAUGGGUAACAUUGGAAAGUGUGUCGCCAACAUCUUCAGGGGCGCAUUUGAGGCCGAUGUCAUCGCCUAUGACCCAUUCCUCCCCACCGAUGCCUGGGCAGACAUCACCCACAAGCGAGCGCAAUCAGUCGAGGAAGUGUUGGAGGCGUCCGACGUUAUCACAGUCCACAUGCCUCUCACGUCACAGACAAGAGAUCUCAUCGGCUACACCGAGAUGCGAAAGAUGAAGAGGACCGCCAUAGUCAUAAACACGGCACGAGGAGGCAUCGUCAACGAGGCCGACUUGAGACGGGCCUUGGCCGAAGGCCUCAUCUGGGGUGCCGGUCUGGACUGCCAUGAGCAGGAACCUCCCAGUCACGAAAAGUAUCACUCGUUGUGGGAUCUGGGGGUUGUGAGCACCCCUCAUAUCGGAGCUGCUACUGCAGAGACGCAGAUGCAGACAGGAAUGGCGGCUGCGACCUACCUGUUGGAGUUUGCUUUGAGCAGGACAACGUCAUGA